AUGCUCCGGCUCCUGGCGCUCUUGCUCCCGUUGCUGCCGCCGCUCGCGCGCGCCCGGGAGCCCUCCGCGCAGGACGUGAGCCUGGGCGUGGACUGGCUGACCCGCUAUGGCUACCUGCCGCCACCUCACCCUGCCCAGGCCCAGCUGCAGAGCCCUGCAAAGCUUCGGGAUGCGAUCAAGGUCAUGCAGAGGUUUGCGGGUCUGCCGGAGACAGGCGUCCUGGACCCUGUGACAGUGGCCACCAUGCAUAAGCCCCGCUGCUCCCUGCCUGAUGUGCUGGGGGCGGCGGGGCUGGUCAGGCGGCGCCGCCGGUAUGCUCUGAGUGGCAGCGUGUGGAAGAAGCGAACCCUGACGUGGAGGGUAAACUCCUUCCCCCAGGGCUCAGUGCUGAGCCAGGAGACAGUGCGGACCCUCAUGCACCAUGCCUUGACCACCUGGGGUGUUGAGUCAGGCCUCGAAUUCCAGGAAGUGGGUUCUCAGGGCCCGAUGGAGCCUGACAUCCUCAUCGACUUUGCGCGGGCCUAUCACCAGGACAGUUACCCCUUCGACGGGCAGGGGGGCACCCUCGCCCAUGCCUUCUUCCCUGGGGAGCACUCCAUCUCUGGGGACACUCACUUCGAUGAUGAGGAGACCUGGACUUUUGGGUCAAAAGAUGGCGAGGGGACGGACCUGUUUGCCGUGGCUGUUCAUGAGUUUGGCCACGCCUUGGGCCUGGGCCACUCCUCAGCGGCCGACUCCAUCAUGAGGCCCUUUUACCAGGGCCCGGUGGGCAACCCCACCGAGUACCGCCUGUCCCAGGACGACCUCGAAGGCCUGCAACAGCUCUACGGGAAAGCACCCCAAACCCCACUUGACAAGCCCACAAGGAAACCCCUGGCUCCUCCUCCCCCGCCCCCUGCCCUGCCCCCGGACAGCCCCUCCCAACCCGUUCCUGAUCGAUGUGGUGGCCACUUUGACGCCAUCGCCAACAUCCGAGGCGAAACUUUCUUCUUCAAAGGCCCGUGGUUCUGGCGCCUCCAGCCCUCGGGACAGCUGGUGUCCCCCCGGCCCGCCCGGCUCCACCGCUUCUGGGAGGGGCUGCCGGCCCAGGUGAAGGUCAUCCAGGCCGCCUACGCCCGGCAUCCGGACGGCCGGAUCCUUCUCUUCAGCGGUCCGCAGUUCUGGGUGUUCCAGGACCGGCAGCUGGAGGGCGCCGCGCGGCCGCUCACGGAGCUGGGGCUGCCCCCGGGGGGGGAGGUGGACGCCGUGUUUUCUUGGCCGCUGAACGGGAAGACCUACCUGAUCCGGGGCAGGCGGUACUGGCGGUACGACGAGGCGGCAGCGCGCCCGGACCCCGGCUACCCGCGCGACCUGAGCCUCUGGGAGGGGGCACCGCACGCCCCCGACGACGUCACCGUCAGCAACACAGGUGACACCUACUUCUUCAAGGGCGCCCACUACUGGCGCUUCCGCAAGGGCAGCGUCAAAGCCGAGCAGGACUCCCCCCAACCAAUGGGCCCUAAGUUUCUGGACUGCCCCGCCCCCAGACCCCCCAAAGCGACCCUUAAGCCAGGAGCCUGCGACUGUCAGUGCGAGAUCAGUCAGGCGGCAGGGCGGCCGUCCGUGCCCCCCCUGCUGCCCCUGCUGCCCCUGCUGGUGGGGGGCUUCGCCUCCCGCUGAGGGGUGACCGCCCACCACACGGAAGGGACCGGAUCUCCCACCGCAGGCCCUCUGUCCCCGGGGGCGGAGCUCAGCGAGGAUGCUGCUGGGCGGAUGCGGGUGGAGUUAAGCCCAGGGAAGACCAAGGGGUGGUGACAGGACUAGCCCUGGCACUGAAUGCCCCACGUGUUUGGCCUCCUAGUUCUCUCCUCCCCCUCCCCUGGCAACCCGGACUCCGGCCUGGCUUCGACCCCGCAGGACUCUUCUUUUCCCGGAAUACCUAGCCUUUCCCGGAGCUCAGCCGGCUGACUCCCUGCAGCCCUGGACCCGCCUGGCAACAGCAGCUGUCCCAAGCUGUUCGGGUCUUUACAGGACAGGCUUGCCCGGGACGCUGAACCCCAGGCCGGCUCUCCACCCGCUGCCCUGACGUUUCUCACCCUGUCCUGCUUCCAUGAAGUCCCAGUCAAGCCAUAUUGGUGGGGACCCCAAACCCAGCCCUGAGACCACCCCUGAGCACCAGUGUCCCAAGUUCUGGGUGACGUCAGUGGCAACAUGGAUGAUACUCCAGAAUCCCGCCCCAGUGGACUUCUUUCUGGUCACCACGCUGGUACAAGAAAUGCCUACGUUCAAUAGGACACCAUCCUGUCCCUAAAACACCUCUCCCCACCUCCACACCUGAGCCUCUGCCACCUCCUUCUGAACUGCUUGGCUCCAUCAGCUCAAUGCUGGUGGAAAGACAGUGGACUGGUCCCCUCUCAGUCCAGGGUCACUGGCUCCUCAGCCUUCCUGGGUGAUGAGUGGGUGGAACCUGGGCCACCUCAUUGACCACCCUGCAACCUCUCCCCCGCCCACUCUCCACAGAAUUCAGGAUCUAAAUCAGUGCCUCUGCAACUAUGCUUUUGGAAUAUUCCACAACAGAGUGACUCACUAAACUUAAAAAUGCAGAUUCCAUGCCCUCGCUCUGAAUGCUCACUCUAGGGCUGGGGCCAUGAAUCUGCAUUUGAACAAGCUGGGGUGGGGGUGGCCCUGCUGGGCAAGGGAGCUGGGCCAGCGGCUGUCAUCUCUGUGUCUCUGCCUUGUGGCUUUUCUGUGUUUCUGCCAUGUUUUCUCUCCCAGGGGCCAACCCCUUCCUGUUGUCUACAAAGCCCAGCUGAUGGCCUUGGUUGAGAGAGGUCCACCCCCCAUGUGUGGAGUCACUUAGCGGCCACUUCUUUGGUUGGUACCCAGCUUCAGCGGCCCCACAGUGCUGCCCAGAGCUGAGGCCAGUGGGGAUGUUGCCCACCUUGGUCACGAGCAGCAGACCAGUAGGAGGACGACAGCCAGGUGUCUUCAACCAGCCUGGGACCUGAGAAUUCAAGGCGACCAGAAAGCUAUCUGGGCCUCUGUUAGGAUCCUCGUGAAGUAUGAGGAGGAGGAAACUUGUAUUUGAAGAGCUUGUCAGCCCCACCAGGAGGACAAUAAAAAUGACGGGAGAGAAAGCCCUUCGUUUCUUCUGAGCACUGAUGGAGCUGGGGUGAAGUUCGGUGGCAGGGACCUGACAGACCCAAAUCACUCUGAUUUGCAGAAGAGGUUGGAAUCCAGUGUUGAUGGGAGACAGGGUGGAUGAGAAUGAAUGGGAGGAGGAACCCAAAAAGUUGGUUGAAGGGAGCCCAGAGGAGGAAUGUCCCAUGUGAAAUUCGAGGCUGCUUUCACUGCUACGAUGGAAACUUCUUCUCCAGCCUUUAAGAUUUCGUUAAGUCUGCUACACAAAAAUGCCACAUUAAAUUGAAUUAUAUUACUUAAAGAACAGUACAGUCCCAUAAUAAAAAUGUAAAACUUCUGUGUUUCAAAGGAGACCAUCAGAAAAGUGAAAAGUCACCCCAGACACCCUUGUCCCUUGUACACCCCCUUCUUCAUACACUUUCUCCCUAAAUGCAGAUUCUUUAGGUGCAAACAGGCAGAGCUUCAGACUGCAAGUCAGCUCUUCCAAAAUGACCCUGCAGCAAACACUGCAGGAUUCCACCCAAUGGGGGCUCUGGAGUCAACAACUCAGACCGAAGUGGAUGUUG
Molecule: messenger RNA, 3686 nt
Organism: Balaenoptera ricei (Rice's whale)
Lineage: Eukaryota; Metazoa; Chordata; Mammalia; Artiodactyla; Balaenopteridae
Gene: MMP25
Product: matrix metallopeptidase 25
Exons: 10
Coding region: 1-1659 (552 amino acids)
Biological process (GO): collagen catabolic process; extracellular matrix organization; proteolysis
Cellular component (GO): extracellular matrix
Molecular function (GO): metalloendopeptidase activity; zinc ion binding
Source: RefSeq, a predicted model, not a curated record